AUGUCAGACCAACCUAUUCCCGAAGCUGUGUUUGAAAUACAAAGUACCGAUGUAUGUGAAAGAAGUUGGGUUGAUUAUUUGGAUGGAUUAAGCCAAGGUAAGAAAAAAACCAUGGUACCCUUUUUCAGUUGUACAUGUUAAUGACUUUAAGUUUUUUUUUUCUUCUUUUCAAACCUCUUCAAGGCCCUUCCUACAUUCCGUUAUACGUAUAUGGGUCAUGUAGCAGCUGCUCGGAAGAGAAGUCACUAAUGGUGUGUUUUCCUAACCCUAAACAAUACUUGGGUCACGUACAUUGCCUAAUUCCAAGGACUAAACAUUUUUGCCACGCAGUCUAUAUUUAUCGGAUGGUCACGUGAUGACUUUUGUAGGUCUUGAUCACGUCGCUGAACUGAACUGACUGCAAGGGCCUGGGGAGAGCCGUACAGGAGCGAGGCAACAUAUCAUAGAUAGUAGGAGAUAGUAUAUUUUGCACCAUAGUAGGAGAAGAUGUCAGAAUAUCGAAAGGACUUAUGAAAUAAUUUUGUACGUUUUCUUGUAACAGCUUUAGGACGAGAAAGACACUCAGCUGAUGUUUGUGGAAACAAACCUGUUUUGCUGGAUAAAUGCUUACUUGAAGACAGAGGAAGAAUCCAUCUGACAUCGGUGAAGUACAUGGAAUGCAACUGCUCCUGUAUGGAUUGUAGUGACGAAGGAACAGUGCGUUGUCCCUGGUCGAAAGUAUAUAAAAUAAUUAAAAAUGAAUGCCAUAGAAGCGAAGUAUGUAGAGUGCGAAUUAACAACAACUGUGAAAAUGCAAUCUUGAGAUCCUUGAAAAUUGAAUAUCGAUGUGUGUAGAUUUCCGCCUCAUUAAGGCCUUUGCCGGUUCAUAAGCUGAUAAAUUAUUUGGUAACAUGUAGUGAUGUAGUCACAAAGUGUAAGUUAAAUAUCAACCUAGAUUUAAAAUAAUAGGCGGUCGAAAUUCUUCACUCCAGAAACUAUAAGGAGGAUCGUUACACACCUUCGGCCGGGGGGCUCAACGACAUCUGGGAUCGUCUGGGUGGACAAGCGUUACUUAUGACUGGGUACAGCUGUUUCUGAUAACGCGAGACCUGUGUUGUCAAAAACGUUUCAGUAUGUUGUUGUUGUUGUUUUUUUUUGUUUUUUUUUUUUGGGGGGGGGGGGCGCUCAUGAUAGUCUCUGGAGUGGAGAAUUAUUAAACUUCCAAACUAGGUUCCGAGGGAGUAAAACCAAAGAAAUGAAUUAUUAAUCCCUGAAUCUCAAUGUGAUUUCUUUUUUUGCACCCCUUAGCUUCGGAACCAGGUCUGAAUUUUUUUUUAUAUUUCGAAGAUCGCCUAUAACCUUUACUGUAUUUUUGGGAAAACGACACUUUUUUAAAAAAAGGGGGAAUUGGGAAAAUUUAAAGCACUAUAGAGGGACUGCAAUCGCAGUAAAGUCCUAUUUCGAACAAGAAAAUGUCAGUGAUAGUAGAAUUCGCUUUAAAUCACGGAUAAACCUUUUGAUUAUCUAUAAGUUGUAUCGCUAUAAUAAUAAUAAUGAUAAUAAUAAUAAUAAUAAAAUAAUCUUUAUAGAGGAAACCUCCCAUCACAUAAAGUGAUUUUUAGGGAGGUCCUCUGACUAAGAUUAAAUAAUAUUAAGACUACUAAUAACAAUCAAAUCUAAAAAACUAGUGGUUAUAAAGUUAAAAGGCUAAUAAGGCUAGAUGACUAAAAAAGGCAAAAAAAGUAAUAAAAAUAGAAUCGGACUACAAGAUUUAACUAUCGAAAAAACAAAGGCUAACGACUAAAAGGAGAAAAUAAUUUAGAUGAGCUGGAUAGCUUAAGCCUGAUUUUAGGGAAAAUAAAAUCUUGAAUAUAAUAAAAGCCGAAUGAAGUUUUAUUUAGUUUGCUUCUUGAGGAUUCUUUCCAGGUCAAGUGCGUGCUUGUUUGGACGCCGUAUUGAGUUCCGCUGGAACGAAAGGGUCCUUAUUAUUGGUCCAUAUGGGACCAAAAAUCCGUGUAUGUAAAAACCGUGUUAUUGACGUACCAAGAGCUCUGAGGUCAACAUGACGAGAUGUUUACUGAUAUUUUGUAUUUUUAUGGAACACAAAAAAAGAAAUUAAAGAGGCAAAUGUCGAGCUAUGUUGACACAAAACGCUAAGGCAGCUCAAUGAGCGAUUUAUCAUAUGUCCAAAAGUAUUUUUAUUUCUUGCAACUUAAGAAGGGAAUCCCGCGCGGCGAAGAGAGGCUAAUCUUUCCUGCUUGGGUGGCCAAUCUGAACACACACAUUGCUUCAUCCGAUCUCCUCUUCAAAUCCAGACAAAUGACAAACUUACUUUUUAAAUCAGUCUGCUGGUUGAAUGAGCAAGGCAUCAACACCUAUUAACUUUUGCAGGUGUUGAAAGAUGUUUGAAGCACCAAUCAUAGGUCAGUCACCUGUCGUUGACACUUGACUAAAGUGAUCUUUUCCACUUCCUAUGAAAUUUCCAUGUGGAAAUCACCACCUUCAAAAGAAAAACAUCGCAGGAUGAGGACAUGUCUUGAAAUUCUUUCACUCUAAUGAAAGAAUGAAACGCAUGUUACGCCGAUGACUUGUGAACGUCAAAUCUAAGAAUUUGAAUACAAAUCUAAUUGUAGGUACAUUUCGAUCUUCUUAAUGAUAUUCAUGGUGUUUACGAUUUCUAGAACGACUGUUUUUGGAUUUCUUGGUGAAGUUCUUACUAAGGAAGUAAACAGCGGUUCGCAUUACAUUUUUCCCUCAAUAGGGGCAAAUCGUGAACCACUCGAAGCAAUAAUCUUUUGAAAACUUGGACCGCAGCUUUCGAUACGAAACCAGUGCGAACAUGAGGCUCGCUGCGUCCCUGCAGACAGGUACUGUCGUAAUAAGAGUUUUUAACAUUACACGCUCUUGUUUGGAAUUGAUUUGCUUCUUGUUUUUGUUCACCUGUAAAAAUACAGAGGAUCUACAAUGUAGAUAUUGGUUUGAUUUGAAGGUGCUCGUUUAAAUGUUACAACAAACUUAUGUGCAUACUGAGAUUCUGCGAUUAUACAACUACUUAUUACUGCAGUUUAUCGCGUUAACUUGUUCUUGAACGCUUUUCAUGUCAGUGUCAAUUUACAAUCGUCCGCCAGUUUAGAAACUGUUCAAUCCCAUUCGCUACUCUAGAAACUCAAACAAGACUAGACCGAGUUAACUUUCGCAAGGACGUCUGGAACUGUUGCUAGGGAUAGCGAAAAAAUUGGCAAACAGUUAAUCAGCGCACCCUCAGUAACAAUACAAGAAACAAUUGCGGGACACAUUUCAGCUCCAAAUUACUUUUUUACUUCUUUCCCUUAUAUCCAGAUUGAUUCCAGAAGAAUAAAUUUGGAUUUUAUUAAGUUUAACUCCUGAUCUUUUAAACACCUUACUUUCAACACUUUAUAUUCAUUGAUUAUUUGUUUUGUUUUGUUUGUUUGUUUGUUUCUUGAAGAGGUGUAUAUUUAGGAACGAUCAUAGGAAGGGUUGGAGACGACGAGACAGGUGGUAAUAGAGCAUGAAAGCUCCAUGAAAGGCUUCUUAAUAUUUGUGCUGCUGGAAGUUUUUGAACUUUUAUACGCACAGAAAGGUACAUCAUUUCGCCUCUUUACAAACGAGAAAGAAACUGGGCCCGAGUUAGCUUUCGAAAAGACUGCUGGGAUUGUGGGGACUUCUGGGAUUCUGGGAUACUGA
Messenger RNA from Porites evermanni, 3684 nucleotides. Lineage: Eukaryota; Metazoa; Cnidaria; Anthozoa; Scleractinia; Poritidae. The record is from the annotation of a GenBank genome assembly.